GAUAUUACACUCACCAAUCAAACAAACCAAGGAAAAGAAUUCAAAAGAAAGAAACAACAAAAAUGGCAAGAAGCAUGAAGUUAGCAUGUGUUGUUUUGGUGAUGUGCAUGGUAGCUAUUGCGCCUAUGGCAGAAGCUGCAGUCUCAUGUGGAACUGUAACUGCUGAUCUUGGUCCAUGCCUUACUUAUCUUACAGGUGGUCCUGGCCCUUCACCACAAUGCUGUGGAGGAGUGAAGAAGCUUCUUGCUGCCGCCACCACCGUGCCUGAUAAACAGGCUGCCUGUAACUGCUUGAAAUCAGCAGCCGGUUCUAUUUCAAAAUUGAAUACUAACAAUGCUGCUGCCCUCCCUGGCAAAUGUGGUGUCAACAUUCCUUACAAGAUCAGUACCUCCACCAACUGUAACACCAUUAAGUUUUGAAGAUGAUGUUGCGGUUUCCAGGAUCUCAUAUGGAAACAUCUCAGUAGUAUAUGGGAGUAAUAAUAAAUAUCCAAGUGAGAGUGAUAUAGGAUAAUCUUGCGUGUGGUCCUAUCCUGUUGUACUAGAUCUAUAUACUGUAUUGUCUCUUACUGUGUUGUUCUAUCAAUCUAGAUAGUGGCAUUUUAAUUUGAGUUUUUUAUUUUAAA
This is a messenger RNA of Vicia villosa (hairy vetch), 625 nucleotides long. RefSeq names its product non-specific lipid-transfer protein 4-like. Lineage: Eukaryota; Viridiplantae; Streptophyta; Magnoliopsida; Fabales; Fabaceae. Gene Ontology annotation, molecular function: lipid binding. Gene Ontology annotation, cellular component: membrane. The coding region runs from base 63 to 419 and encodes 118 amino acids. The transcript is spliced from 2 exons. Gene Ontology annotation, biological process: lipid transport. The record is from RefSeq and is a predicted model, not a curated record.